CAACCUUUGACACCAGGUUUGUUUACAGUGCAUGCUGGGUAAAUGUCUGUGAUGGUAUAGCUGGUUGCUUUUAAGAGCUGAAUGAUCCUGCUGCAAGAGAGGGGAGCAUACACACACAGAUUAUGGCGGCAGCAGAAUCCAGCCCGUUGACCACUCACGUGCUGAACACUGGCGAUGGCAUCCCAGGUGCCAAGAUGGCUCUCAGUCUGCACCGAUUGGACUCCCAGUUGAUGAUAUGGACCAUGCUGAAUGUUGGGACAACAAAUGAAGAUGGCCGCUGCUCUGUACUCAUCAGCCGGGAAGCUUUCACACCCGGCAUGUACAAGCUGCGCUUUGAGACGGGAGCAUACUGGGAAAGCUUGGAUCAGACCUGCUUCUAUCCUUAUGUAGAGGUUGUGUUCACCAUCAGUGACCCAGACCAGAGGUUUCACCUCCCUCUCCUGAUGAGUCGCUUCUCUUACAGCACCUACAGAGGAAGCUGAGAUCUCUGGACCUGACCAGCUGGAACCACAGAUCGAGAGAGACUUUUCUGUUGUCUUUCGAGAGUUAUACCUGGACUUACACUACCGUUCAAUAGUUUGGGGUCACUUUGAAAUGUCCGUAUUUUUGAAAGAAAAGUAGUUUUUUUGUCUAAGAAGAUAACAUUCAAGUAAUCAGAAAUACAGUCUAGACAUUGUUAAUGUAGUAAAUGACUAUUCUAGCUGGAAAAGGCUGAUUUUUAAUGGAACAUCUACAUAGGAGUGCAGAGGCCCAUUUCCAGCAACCAUCACUCCUGUGUUGUAAUGAUACAUUGUGUUAGUUAAUGGUGGUGAAACGCUAAUUGAUGAUUAGGAAACCCUUGUGCAAUUAUUUUAACACUUGAAUAAAAGUGUGAGUUUUCAUGGAAAACGUGAAUUUGCAUGUGACCCCAAACUUUUGAACGAUAGAAUAUAAAAGAGGCGUUUCUCUUUCUGUCUUAGAUCCAGUUGUUGUUCUGUGUUACUGUUGCUGACUGCUGAGUUUCAAAUACGUGACUAUAGGAUACUGUGUUUUUAUAUUUAUGAAUAUACAGAUAAUCUGUCUCAUGUUUAUGUAUCAUCACUGCACUCUUGGAUUUAUAGGCUACAUCUAAGGAAUCAUUCUCACUGAGUCAAUCAUCAUCACUGACAUUUAAUCUUAAUAUCACUAUUUUAUGCUUCAUGUUAUUUCUCAUAAGACUAAACUGCAUGCUUACAUGAAAACCUCUUAAUUAUGUAUUUGUCGGUGUUGACAUUGUCAGUUUCAUAGAAUCUGCAUUCAGUGUCCUAAUCAAAUGGAAACAAAGCUGAAAGUUAAUUUCAGUUUUCCGUUUUGACUUAUUCAAUAGUUCAUCUUCAUAAUGCAGCAGUUUUACGUCACCUGUGCCGCAGGUAUGUCGACACACCAAACAUUUGCUGGAUUCAGCUUCUUUGCUGUAAGAAUUUGUGACUUUUGUUCUUCUUUGUCAACAAGCAAAAUGUCAGCAUGUCAGUGUUGUGUUAAAUAGCUAGCUUUCACUUUAUCUAAGGUGUAGUCGACUCAUUGUUAAUGUGAUUCACAGACAGAACGUUUUCAACGUUGAUCAAUGUAAUUUUGACAUCUAGAGUACUAAACGUCACGUGGAAAAACGCUCAGUCAUGUUUUGGUAAUCGUGAGGUUGAGUGAAGCGCUGUCUUCUCUCUCAGCCAAUCAGGAGAAGGUAUGCUGUGAGGACCCGUUGUUGGCCAUUAUGGCGCCUAAACGUAAUAAAGACAUAUUAAAAUUAAGAAA
This is a messenger RNA of Amphiprion ocellaris (clown anemonefish), 1767 nucleotides long. RefSeq names its product 5-hydroxyisourate hydrolase-like. Gene Ontology annotation, molecular function: hydroxyisourate hydrolase activity. The transcript is spliced from 4 exons. The record is from RefSeq and is a predicted model, not a curated record. Bases 123 to 482 code for a protein of 119 amino acids. Gene Ontology annotation, biological process: purine nucleobase metabolic process. NCBI's taxonomy places the organism in Eukaryota, Metazoa, Chordata, Actinopteri, Pomacentridae.